CACACAAUCCUCCCUGGCAGGGGAAAACCCCUGAGGCUGCCUACUUAAGAGUGUCACACUCUGACUGCAAGGCACAUUACAGCCACAGCAGCUGACACAGACCUGCAGAGAAAGCACACCGACUGCGGAACCAUGGCGAGCAGCAAAAUGUGUCUCCUGGCAGCUCUGUGCUCCCUCGUCAUCCUCAGCAGCUUCAUCAGCAGCACGCAGUCAGCGAGCUGCUGCCUGAGGUACGCCAAGCGUCCCUUGUCAUGCAGACGCCUGCUGGGCUACAGCAUCCAGACCAUCAACAGCUCCUGCGACCUCAGCGCCAUCAUCUUCCACCUUCCAGGGAGGUUUGUGUGUGCCCACCCAUCGGCCAGCUGGACCCGCAGAGUGGUGGAGUGUUUGGAUGAAAAGAGGAGGAGGAAGGCUGAGAUCAUCAAAGAGGAAACCCGAGUCGACACCACAUCAGCAUAAACUCCAUACGACAGCGAAUUUCUGCAGCACAGCGAUUUUCAUUCAUUCCUGAACCCAAGAACCCAACUUACCAGUGAAAAAUGUGUCAUGACACUUCAGCUCCUACACUUAAACCUUUUCAAAGUGCUGCAACAGGAAGCAUCGUGUUGUUUUUGUACCAUUUCUUUCUUAUAUUUGAUCUGUUUUAUAAACAGGGAGGUGCAGUAUUCUUAAUACAUAAUGAACUGUAGGAUGCAGCCACAGCCACAAAAUAACACAAGAAAAAAUCGUAUUGCAAGAUUUUUUGUACUUGUGUCGAUGUUUAACCCAGAGAGUAUUGUGUGAGAACUUUUGAUUGUGAUCAUAUUAAAAAAGAGAAGAUUAAAAACA
This is a messenger RNA of Chelmon rostratus (copperband butterflyfish), 828 nucleotides long. RefSeq names its product chemokine (C-C motif) ligand 20b (gene ccl20b). Gene Ontology annotation, biological process: chemokine-mediated signaling pathway; neutrophil chemotaxis; lymphocyte chemotaxis. The transcript has 4 exons. The record is from RefSeq and is a predicted model, not a curated record. Gene Ontology annotation, molecular function: chemokine activity; CCR chemokine receptor binding. Gene Ontology annotation, cellular component: extracellular region. NCBI's taxonomy places the organism in Eukaryota, Metazoa, Chordata, Actinopteri, Chaetodontiformes, Chaetodontidae. The coding region runs from base 133 to 459 and encodes 108 amino acids.